AUGUCAAUAUUCAGUAAUCCAGCUACAUCAGAAGAAUCAAUCAAUGACUACGGAUGGCCAUUUUGGACUCAGCCACAAAUGAUUUUCACAGCCGAUGACAUUGCAGACAACAAAGGGUUCCCCAGGCGAUGUCGGUGCGGUGGCGAUAUCGAAAUUGAUUUCGCCAAUUCUACGAGUCAAAGGUACAGGAGGUACUACAAAUUCACCCUUGCUCAGGUUAAUCCAACUUCUUUUGCCAAUAAUGCGAAAAAACUAUGUACGUAG
Molecule: messenger RNA, 264 nt
Organism: Arabis nemorensis
Lineage: Eukaryota; Viridiplantae; Streptophyta; Magnoliopsida; Brassicales; Brassicaceae
Source: the annotation of a GenBank genome assembly